GAGUACGCAGAUGCCCAAAGCACUCUUUCCCCCGAUGAUGCCCUUUUCGUGGACGUUCUUCACACCAACACUCGCGGUUCUCCAGAUCGCAGCAUUGGAAUUCAGAGGCCGGUGGGCCACAUUGACAUCUACCCCAACGGAGGAACCUUCCAACCCGGCUGUGACCUCCAGAACACUGUGUUGAUGGUGGCCACCUCGGGUUUAAGAAACAUGGAUCAGAUCGUGAAGUGCUCCCACGAGCGCUCCAUUCACCUGUUCAUCGACUCGCUGCUGAACCAGGAGCAAGAAAGCAUGGCUUACCACUGCAGCUCCAAAGACAGCUUCAACAAGGGCAUGUGCCUCAGC
This is a messenger RNA of Sinocyclocheilus rhinocerous, 345 nucleotides long. RefSeq names its product lipoprotein lipase-like. Gene Ontology annotation, molecular function: apolipoprotein binding; lipoprotein lipase activity. Gene Ontology annotation, biological process: lipid catabolic process; very-low-density lipoprotein particle remodeling. NCBI's taxonomy places the organism in Eukaryota, Metazoa, Chordata, Actinopteri, Cypriniformes, Cyprinidae. The annotation marks the transcript as partial. The transcript has 2 exons. The record is from RefSeq and is a predicted model, not a curated record.